Coffea eugenioides is the source of this 1107-nucleotide messenger RNA. RefSeq lists its product as uncharacterized. The coding region runs from base 1 to 1107 and encodes 368 amino acids. The record is from RefSeq and is a predicted model, not a curated record. Gene Ontology annotation, biological process: DNA repair; base-excision repair, AP site formation. Gene Ontology annotation, cellular component: nucleus. Gene Ontology annotation, molecular function: 8-oxo-7,8-dihydroguanine DNA N-glycosylase activity. The transcript is spliced from 5 exons. NCBI's taxonomy places the organism in Eukaryota, Viridiplantae, Streptophyta, Magnoliopsida, Gentianales, Rubiaceae.
AUGACAAAGAAGACCACUCUCUGUAGCAAGUUGUACAUGCCACUCAAAGACUAUCCAACUUUCAACUUAGAAAAAGCUGUUUGCAACCAUGGCUUUUUUAUGAUGGCUCCCAAUGUUUGGGAUCCAUCCACUAAACAAUUUACACGUCCAUUGAGGCUUGCUGAUUCCGUAAAUUCUGUCAAAGUUACCAUUUCACAACCACACGACUGCAGUUUGCUCCUUAUCGAAGUCCAUGGCAUGGAAUGCAUCUCCGAUCUAGACAAAGAAGCUAUUCGCGCUCAGGUUGCAAGGAUGAUGAGGCUGUCACCAAAGGAUGAAAAGGAUCUGCAAGAAUUUCAAAAUAUUCAUCCAAAAUUCAAGAACAUGGGUUUUGGUAGGAUUUUUUGUGCCCCGUCAUUUUUUGAAGAUGUUGUGAAGUCUAUGCUUCUUUGCUUUUGCAGUUGGCAGAAUUCACUGACAAUGGCUAAAAUGCUUUGUGACCUUCAAUCUGAGCUGUCUAAUGGUCUUGAAGACAACAAUUCUUGCACUCAAGGGAAAGGAUUGAAGAGGAAGCGCAAUGUUCCUGAAUAUUUUCCUGAAUCUACAGCGAAAAUACAGUCUGUAAGAAACUUUCCAAGUGCAAAGGAACUAGCCGGUAUAGAUGUUGAAAUUUUAAAAGAUCAUUGCAAGUUGGGAUUAAGAGCCAAGCACAUUCAUGAAUUUGCAAAAGAUUAUCAUAGAGGAAGAUACCGGCUGCGCAACUUUGAAAAAUGUGCAUCACACGAGGAAUUGUACCAGAAAUUGAUGAAAAUAAAAGGAUGUGGUGCAUAUGUUUCUAACAAUGUUUUGAUGUGCUUGGGAUUCUACGAAAAUGUUCCUAUUGAUACUGAAACUGUGAGACACCUACAGGAGGUUCAUGGAAGGAAAGAAUGCACUUUGAGAAACGCCAAAGCAAUCACAAAACAGAUUUAUGGGAGUUUUGCACCCUUCCAGUGCUUGGCUUUCUGGUUUGAGCUUACCAGAUUUUAUGAGACCAAAUUUGGGAGAUUAAGUCUGUUACCAAGUUCGAGAUAUGGCAUUGUAACUGGAAGUCAGUGUGGAAGGAAAAACUCAGAAGAAAAUGAAUGA